Meloidogyne enterolobii is the source of this 942-nucleotide messenger RNA. The record is from the annotation of a GenBank genome assembly. Lineage: Eukaryota; Metazoa; Nematoda; Chromadorea; Rhabditida; Meloidogynidae.
AUGGGACAGCGAGUUGAACCCUCAUUCAAAGAUGUUAAACUUAUCAACAGACUUUACUGUACUCGAGAUUAUCCAUAUACAUAUACAUUAUCUAAAUCAAUAGAUUUGGGAUGUGAUGUAAAAGGAUAUCAAUUAAAUAAGGGUAAAUGUAAGAAUGGUGGGUAUCCAGACCCAUUAAAAAAGUGUAAAUGUCUAUGUCCUAGAGGAUAUGGUGGAGAUGAUUGUACUGAAUAUGAAUAUGACAACUGCAGGGUUAUAAAAUUAACUGCAAAAGUUAAAAAACAAUAUAUCUCUACUUUUACAUCUUCUACACUUGCUUUACAAUACAUCAUUGGAAGGGGAAAAUGCUUUUUCGCCAUUAAUUUAGAAAAAGCCGAUGAUAAAAUCAAAGCAAAACGUAUAACAAUAAAAAUUGAAAGAUUGGAAGGUUUUGACUGUAAACACCUCUGUGAAAAUAAUUAUAUAGAAAUCAAAUAUCUCAGAGAUAAAUCAGCAACUGGUAUGGAUUUUGCAUUUAAGAAUAAUUUAAAAAUAUUUUUAGGAGCUAGAAUUUGUUGUAUUAAUUAUGCCAGAAUUCUAAGUAUUAGUUCUGAAGAAGAUACUGAAAUAUUAAUAAUGAGAAAGGGAUAUAUUGGUGAAUAUGACAUUAGUUACAAAGCUGACCUUGCACCUUCUCAAGAUUCUGCGAAUUGUAUACAAGUAGAUAAAUCAAUUUACAAUGGAAUGAAUCUGCAAACUCCCCAUGAAUUAGUUGUGAGAAAUGAAAAAGGAGAAAGGAUUUAUGGAACUCCGAACACCGGACCUAGAUUCUGUUUAACUUGCAAUAGGAAUAAUACGAUGAAUAUUAAUGGUAUAUACUCUCGAAAUGAUUGUGUUGAAAAAAAUAACCCCGAUCCAAAAUGUUUACAUCAUACAUGUUUUUAUUGCAAGGUAAAAAUUUAA